AUGCAGGUCACAGCAACCUCUCCCUUCAAGCAUGAGCACGCCCUUGACUACAGGAUCUGCGAGUCCUCCAAGAUCAUGAAGUCUUCGCCCAACAAAGUCCCCGUGAUCCUGGACUCAGAAAAUGAACUGCCUGGCCUGCUCCCCCUGCGCAAUCGCGUGAAGUUGUCAUGCGAGACAACGGCAGGGCAGGUGAGCAAGGCGAUCGCUUCCAGGAUUGAGCUGGACAGAAACCACAGGGUCGUGCUCUUCUGCGGCAAUGAAACCGUGCAAAAGAGCGCGAGCAUGGGAAGUCUGUACAAGGAGAGGAAGGACGAGGACGGGUUCCUCUACAUCAGAUAC
This is a messenger RNA of Guillardia theta CCMP2712, 339 nucleotides long. RefSeq lists its product as hypothetical. Gene Ontology annotation, biological process: cellular response to nitrogen starvation. The annotation marks the transcript as partial. NCBI's taxonomy places the organism in Eukaryota, Cryptophyceae, Pyrenomonadales, Geminigeraceae. The transcript has a single exon. The record is from RefSeq and is a predicted model, not a curated record.